AUGAGCGCGCUCAUCGCGCAGCAGAGCACGCAGCUCGCGCAACCAAAUGCACAGGACGACGGCGACGCGCUGGCGCUCCGCUACGGCGCCGAGGUCUCGCUCCGCGGCGCGCGCGGCCUCGGCCUCUCGGUCGCGCCGGUGCGGGAGGCGGACGACGUCGUCUUCGAGGCGGCCGUCGGCGGCCUGAACCUGGGCGCCGCCGACGAGCGCUUCGUCGUCUGCAACGCCAUGGUCCGCGACGACAAGGGCCCCGUGCGCUACGGCGACGUCGUGGGCCUCCGGAGCCGGCUGGCGCGGGGCCGGUGCCUCGGCGUGCGCGACGCGGCCUUCGCCGGCGAGGACGAAGCCCCCGCCUUCCGGCGCGCGCUCGUCGGCGCGGGCGAGCGCUGGGAGGUGCUGUCCGCGGCGGACGCGGGCUCGGCGGCGGCGCGCGGCGCCGCGGCGCCGCGGCGCGGCGACGUCGUGCGGUCGGGCGACAGCGUGAACCUGCGCGCGCCGCGCGCGGGCGACGCGUACCUCAGAAGGCGCGCCGGCGCCGCUGGGGCCGACGACGCGGCAGAGCUGGGCCGGGGCGGCGCCGACGGCCCGGGCGCCGACGGCGCGUGGCGCCUCGCGGCGGCGGGCGCGCCGCACUGGUCGCGCUGGCUCGACGACCGGCCGUACCUGUCGGGGGCCUUUGGCGCGUGGGCGAGCCGCGCGGUCGAGGUCGGGGGCGCGGGCGCCGCGGACGAUUUUGAAAGGGACCUCGCCGAGGACGUGCUGUCGGCGCUGGGCGGGCGCGAGGGCGGCCGCGUGCGGCGGGCCGUGGGCGACGGGCGGCUGGCCGUCGACGACGGGAACGUCAAGCCGGAGCAGCUGCCGCUGCUGGAGCUGGCGCGGCGGUGCGUGCCGCUGGGCGACGCCUUCCUAAAGUGCCGGGCCUUUUGCCGCGGCGCGGCGCGCUACGAGCGGGGGCGCUGCGCCCACGCGGCGGCGGCGAAGCUCCGCGAGGUGCUGCGCGAGUACCUGGUAUUCGUGGCGCAGCUCGAGACCGUGGUCCGGAGCGGCAAGGGCGGGCUCGCGAGAUUGGCCGCGACGUGUAGAGAUGCGUCGGUGGCCCUGGACGCGCUCGUCGCGGCGUGCGCGGCCGUCGACGCGGCGCCGGCCGGCGGCGCGGUGGUCGACGCCCUCGCGGACGCGGCGCGAGACGCGCGCGACGCGGACGCGAAGCGCGUCCUCACGUCCCUGGCCGAGGCCGCGGCGGCGCCCUACCUCCAGGCCCUUCGGCGCUGGUGCGUCGACGGUCAGCUCGACGACCCGUACGGCGAGUUCUGCGUCGCCGAGGACGUCGACGCCGAGAAGACGGCCGUCGCGCGGGACUACAACGCGAGCUACUGGGACGAGCGCUUCACGUCCGACGCCGGGAAGGCGGCGGGCGGCGCCGUCAAAAGCCACCUCGCCAAGGUGCUCACGGCGGGGAAAUACCGCGUGGUCCUGCGCGACGCCGCGUGUUCCGGUGAAGACAAUGAGCUAGAGGCGACCUGGGCCGCCCUCACACCGGCGGACGUCGUCGAGGACGCGGCCGGGCGCCUCGCGCGCGCGAUCGACCAGGCCUACGCGGCGAGCGCGGCGGAGCUCAAGGCCGUCUUAUUCGAACGGGAGCGGGGCCUCGAGAAGCUGCGCGUGCUGAAGCGCUUCUUCCUUGCGGGGCAGGGCGACUUCCUCGCGAACUUCCUGGACCUCGCCGACGCGGAAUUAAGGAAGCCCGCGCAAAAGGCGUCGCCGACGCGGCUCGCGCAUUUAUUAGCCGUGGCGCUCGCGGCGUCGGCGCGCGGCGAGGGCGCGGUCAUCGAGGGCCUCCGGCUCGAGCCCGCGCUCGCGAGCCGCGACCUCCGCGCGCACCUCGACGCGAUCCACCGCCACGAGGGCGCGGACGACGACGACGCCGUGGUCACGGAGACGCCGUUACUGGCCGUGGACGCCUUCGUCCUGGACUGCCGCGCGCCGUGGCCCGCCGCGUUGUUGCUCUCGAGGCGGAGCGUCGUCAAGUACCAGCUGGCCUUCCGGCGCGUCUUUCGCGCCAAGCGCGUCGAAAGGCGGUUGUUGAGCUGCUGGACGGACCAGCAGGCGUCGAAGCGCUGGUGCGGCCGCGGCGCGACGCGGUCGGCGCUCGCGCCGGCGUUUUUGCUGCGGCAGCGCAUGCUGCACUUUGCGCAGUCGCUCGUGUUUUACGCCACGUCCGACGUCGUCGGCGCGCGCUGGGCGGGCCUCGAGGAGGAGCUGCGGCGCGCGCCGCACGUCGACGCCGCGCUCGCCGCGCACGACGCGUUUUUGGACGCGGUGCUGCGGGACCUGCUGCUGGCGAACCACCGCCUGCUGGGCCUCGUCGCGGAUCUGGAACGGAGCUGCGACCGCUUCUGCGACGCCGCGGACCGCUUCUCCGAGGCGGCCCUCGACGCGGCGACGGCGGCGGCGCGGCGCGCGGGCGUCGCGCCGGGCGCGCGCGCGGCGCUCGCCGAGACGACGCUCACGGCCGCGCUGCCGGCCUACGUCGACGGCGUCCGCGCGGCCGGCGCGAGCUGGCGGCGCCUCGCGGGCCAGUUCGUCGACGCGCUGCGGGCCGAGUGCCGCGUGCAGCGCGGCUCGCACCUCGCCGAUUUGCUUGCAAGGCUCCAGGACCACGAUUAG
Messenger RNA from Pelagomonas calceolata, 2667 nucleotides. NCBI's taxonomy places the organism in Eukaryota, Pelagophyceae, Pelagomonadales, Pelagomonadaceae. The record is from the annotation of a GenBank genome assembly.